UUUAUAACUUGAUAAGUUAGUUGUCGUCUGCAAAUGUUUUGGUUUCACCUUGAAAAUUGUUUUUAACAGUGCUUUAGCCAUGGUUUUCGUAUUGUGGAAGAAGGAACUUUUUACAUGGCCGUAUUGCCGCCAAUUCACUUCUUGGAUCAGUGGAACUGGAACGCACACUGCCCCACCGUGAACUGCGGAUCUUUGUGGGAACAUGGAAUAUGAAUGGACAGCCUCCUCCACAUGAACUUAAUGACUUCAUGCUCCCAGCAACUUUAGAACACGUCCCAGAUGUUGUUGCAAUUGGCACUCAAGAGAGCUAUUCAGAGAGGUUUGAGUGGGAAGUGAGUUUACAGGAAACGCUUGGACCUUCACAUCUCCUGCUCCAUUCAGCAGCACUAGGAACACUGCAUCUUGCUGUGUUUAUACGGCGUGAUCUCUUAUGGUUUUGUUCUGUUGCUGAGGAGGCAAGCUACAGUGUUCGACCUGGAACAGCAUUCAGAACAAAGGGUGCUGUAGCAGUGGCUUUUAUUUUGUUUGGCACAUCAUAUUUGUUCAUUACUUCACACCUUACAGCACAUAUGGAGAAGGUCAAGGAAAGAAUUCAGGAUAUCAAGAAAAUUGUGCGUUCAUUAGAUCUUCCAAAAAUUCUGCCGAUUCGUCACAAGAGUAAAGAUGUAACACAGAAUUUUGAUUAUGUGUUCUGGUCUGGGGAUUUGAACUUCAGACUUUCUCAGCCCCGUGAUGAAGUUUUGCAGUGGGUAUCAGAGCAAGAAUUCCCCUUGCCCUUGCCACAUAGUUUACACAGUGAUCAGUUGAAAGCCAUUAUUGCAGAAGGAAGUGUCUUCCGAGAUUUUGAAGAAGGUCCUAUAACAUUCCCACCAACGUAUAAGUAUGAUCCGGGAACGCAGAUGUUUGACAGUUCGCACAAACAGCGCACACCAGCAUACACAGAUCGCAUCUUAUACAAAUGUCGAAGUGGUCGUGGCGUUCUGCAGUGCUUGCUGUAUUCAUCAGCUCCAUCCAUCUGCACAUCAGAUCACAAGCCAGUGUGGGGCCUCUACAGCAGUGCUGUGCGACCUGGGAUUGACACAUUUCGCCUUUCAACCAUCCCCACAGGCAAAAAUCCAAAGGGAUAAAGUCUGGGGACCUUGGUAGCCAAGAAAAGUGCCCAUAUCUACUGAUCCAUCUUCCGGG
This is a messenger RNA of Schistocerca nitens (vagrant locust), 1185 nucleotides long. It is a transcript of the gene INPP5E, whose product is annotated as inositol polyphosphate 5-phosphatase E. Bases 210 to 1127 code for a protein of 305 amino acids. The transcript is spliced from 7 exons. The record is from RefSeq and is a predicted model, not a curated record. NCBI's taxonomy places the organism in Eukaryota, Metazoa, Arthropoda, Insecta, Orthoptera, Acrididae. Gene Ontology annotation, biological process: phosphatidylinositol dephosphorylation. Gene Ontology annotation, molecular function: phosphatase activity.